CAACAAUGGAUGUCCAUCAUGCUCGCCGCGUUCGCGGGUGCACUGUUCUUCGGAUCCCCAAUCUUCGGAUACUUCGCAGACAAGAGUACAUCGCGCCAGCUACCAUUCCUGGUGGGACUGCUCGCGCUGGCUGGGACAACAAUCGUGUUCUGGUUCGCGGAGACGGUGUCGGCGCUGGUGAUCGCGCGCACCCUGCAGGGCCUGUCUGCGGCGGUGGUCUGGACGGUGGGUCUGGCGUUGGUGGUGGACACGGUGGGCAAGGAGCAGGUCGGGGCGGCGAUGGGGUAUGUGUCCAUGGCGUUGACCGUCGGGACGGUGUUUGGGCCGUUUAUCGGGGGGAUUAUGCUGUCGCGCGUGUCGUAUCACUCGGUGUUUGUUCUUGCGAUUGGGUUGAUUGUGCUGGACAUCAGUCUUCGGCUGGUGAUGAUCGAGCGGAAGACGGCGGCCCAGUGGAUCGAGGAACCAGCCCACGCGACGGAUGGGGAGACGCAAGGGCUGUUGAGUGGCAGUGGGACUGGGUAUCAGGCUAUCGCGGGCCAGGAUGGCAUGGCUGAGACUGUCGGGGCAGAUGAGGCCGGUGGCGAAGCCCUGUCGAGUGGGAAGAAGACAUCCGUGCCCGGCAUCGUUCGCCUGAUAUGCUCUGGUCGGCUGCUGGUCGUGCUCAUCGCGACGGUGGCCGAUGCCAUUAUGUAUUCCGCUUUUGACACGGUCCUUCCGCUGUACGUGAUGAAGACCUUCGACUGGGGCCCGCUCGAGAUCGGCCUGUGUUUCCUACCCCUAUUCGCGCCCUCGUUCCUCUCUCCGUGGGUUGGCGACGCCGUAGACCGCUGGGGCGCGCGACGGGUCGCCUUCCUCGGCUUCCUGAUCGACUUCCCCACGCUGCUGCUCUUCCGGUUCGUGUCGGACAACACGACGCAGGACCAGGUGCUGCUGUACGGCUUCCUGUUCUGCGCGGGCGUGGCGUCGACCCUGCAGCUGGUGUCGCUGAUGGUCGAGGUCAGCAACGUGACGGAGCAGUACGAGCGCGAGUUCCCCGGCAUCUUCGGCCGGCAGGGCGGCACCGCGCAGGCCUACGGGCUGUUCAACGUCGCCUGGUCUGGGGGCCAGGUGCUGGGGCCGCUGCUGGCUGGGUUAUUGGUCGAACGGGCUGGAUGGACGACCAUGGUUACCACGCUGGGGGUGAUGAGUGGGUGUAUUGCUGUAAUGGUGGCUGUGUCGGAUCAGAGGAAGGGGAAGGGGAAGAAGUAGUUUGAAAAGUUGAUGUUGACUGUUCUGUUGACUGUUACAUGUUGAUAUGUUACGAAUGAUGAUGACGAGUAUGUGGAUGUGGAUGUGGAUGUGGAUGUGGAUGCCGAAAAGCAAGCCAGGUAGGUAGUUACUAGGUAGUUAGGUAGGGGAGAGGAGAGGAGGGAAAAAGCGGGAUUGCAAUUACUCUUCGGGAUGGACGCCUGUAUGUCAGGAUAAGUAGUAUGUAUGUACCUAUGGUUGGCGGUAGUCUGCAAGGGAGGAGAGGAAGCGAGGAAGCGAG
Aspergillus heteromorphus CBS 117.55 is the source of this 1528-nucleotide messenger RNA. RefSeq names its product MFS transporter. The record is from RefSeq and is a predicted model, not a curated record. Gene Ontology annotation, molecular function: transmembrane transporter activity. NCBI's taxonomy places the organism in Eukaryota, Fungi, Ascomycota, Eurotiomycetes, Eurotiales, Aspergillaceae. The coding region runs from base 19 to 1248 and encodes 409 amino acids. Gene Ontology annotation, biological process: transmembrane transport. The transcript has 5 exons.